AGCUAGAUAGAUUACGAGUAAUAUACACUGCUCGUCACCUUCACCCUUGUUCACUUUCGAUAAGAAAUGGUUUCAACACACAAUAAAAGGGUUUCCAUUGUCCUGUUGAUGUUUCUGGGGACAUGGGCAUUUCAAGCCGUGUCCCGUGUGCUGGAUGAGGAAACCAUUGUUCAGAAACACCGGUUGUGGAUGAUUCAGUACGGACGUGCAUAUGUGAAUGAAGCAGAGGAGGGAAGGCGUUUUAAGAUAUUCAAGGACAACCUUGAAUACAUCGAAAAUUUCAACACCUUGGGGAACCAAACCUAUGAGUUAAGCCUCAAUAUAUUUGCAGACUUAAAUAAUGAAGAAUUUGCAGCCUCACACACUGGAUAUAAGGAUCUUCCCAUUGCAGGAACAUCAAAGAAAAGCACAGUUUUCCGAUAUGAGAACCUGACAGAUUUCCCACCUAGCGUGGACUGGAUACAAGCUGGAGCUGUCACCAACGUUCAAAAUCAGGGUGAUUGCAAUUGUUGCUGGGCAUUUUCUGCUGUUGCUGCUGUGGAAGCGAUCAUCCAGAUUAAGACAGGCAAUUUGAUCUCACUGUCUGAACAACAGCUGGUGGAUUGUGUAGACAGCAAUGAUGGCUGUAGUGGCGGUUGGAUGGACAAUGCAUUUCACUACAUUGUACAAAAUCAAGGAAUUACUAGUGAUGCAAAUUACCCGUAUAAGGCAACAGAUAAAAAGUGUGAUUCUAAGAAGGCAGCUGUGUCAACUGUCACAAUCCAUGGCUAUGAAGAUGUUCCUGCAAACAAUGAGGCAGCGUUGCUAAAGGCUGUGAGCAAGCAACCUGUAUCAGUUUGUCUUGAAGGUGCAAGCAAAGACUUCCAAUUCUACUCAAGAGGAAUCUUUACUGGAAAAUGUGGGACUUCCCUAAACCAUGCGGUUACUGUGGUAGGGUAUGGGACAAGUGAAGAUGGUACAAAGUACUGGCUGGCCAAGAACUCGUGGGGCAUAAACUGGGGUGAGAAAGGUUACAUGAGGAUUUUGCGAGAGAUCGAUGCUCCUCAAGGUCUUUGCGGUAUUGCCAAAAAGGCUUCUUACCCAAUUGCAUAAAUACCACCUAGUUUCACUAGGGCGUUGGCAUACCCCCAUUUACUUUACUAUUAAUUAAGUGUAUGAGUGUUGUUGUAAAAGCAAUAUUAUCAGCUCAAUAAUAAGAUUGUAUCAAU
Molecule: messenger RNA, 1208 nt
Organism: Rubroshorea leprosula
Lineage: Eukaryota; Viridiplantae; Streptophyta; Magnoliopsida; Malvales; Dipterocarpaceae
Source: the annotation of a GenBank genome assembly